GGACAACAUUAGCCCUCGUUUCUCCCCACAGUUGGGAGAUUUUGGUGUUUUUCUCUCCGGGACCUUUUGUUUUAAGCUUCAGGACUCAGGACUCACGGAUCCAGUUACGCACGGUAUGAUGGAUAGAUAGCAGGAGGAAGAGGAAGAGAAGAUGUCGUUCUUUGGGGUGGACUGUGUCAGGAAGAAAGAGAGAGAGCUGGAGAGGAAACUCCGCGCCAACGACCGCGAGUACAACCUCUCCUUUAUAUACGCAACGAACGCCAUCAAGACCUCCAAGUACAACCCCUUCACCUUCCUACCUCUUAACCUGUUUGAGCAGUUCCAGAGGAUCGCUAACGCCUACUUCCUGUUUCUGCUGGUGCUCCAGGUGAUUCCUCAGAUCUCCUCUCUGUCCUGGUUCACCACCGUCGUACCUCUGGUCCUCGUGCUGACAGUCACCGCUGCCAAGGAUGCCACCGACGAUAUCAAUCGCCACAGGAGCGACAAUCAAGUCAACAACAGAAAAGUUCAAGUCCUUAUUGACAGAAAACUGCGCAGCGAGAAAUGGAUGGACGUCCAGGUGGGAGACAUCAUCAAACUGGAAAACAACCAGUUUGUCACCGCCGACCUCCUGCUGCUCUCCAGCAGUGAACCACUGAACCUGGUGUACAUCGAGACGGCAGAGCUGGAUGGAGAGACUAACCUGAAGGUGAGACAGGCCCUGACCGUGACAGGAGACCUGGGAGAGGAUAUCGAAAAACUGGCCGACUUCAACGGUGAGGUACGCUGUGAACCCCCCAACAACCGCCUCGACCGCUUCACAGGAACGCUGACCUACGCCGGACAGAAAUACUCUCUGGACAACGAGAAGAUCCUGCUGAGAGGCUGCACCCUGAGGAACACCGAGUGGUGCUUCGGACUGGUGCUGUUUGGAGGUCCGGAGACGAAGCUGAUGCAGAACUGUGGGAAGAGCACGUUCAAGAGGACCAGCAUAGACCGCCUGAUGAACGUCCUAGUCCUCUGUAUCUUUGGUUUCCUGGCCUUCAUGUGCACCAUCCUGGCGAUCGGAAACUGCUUCUGGGAGAUGAACGAGGGCUCUCAGUUCAUGGUGUUCCUGCCCAGACAGGACGGAAACAACGCCCCCUUCUCCGCCUUCCUCACCUUCUGGUCCUACGUCAUCAUCCUCAACACCGUGGUGCCCAUCUCUCUCUACGUCAGUGUGGAGAUCAUCCGCCUGGGAAACAGCUUCUACAUCGACUGGGACAGGAAGAUGUACUACUCCCGCAACGACACGCCCGCCGAGGCUCGCACCACCACGCUGAACGAGGAGCUCGGACAGAUCAAGUACGUGUUCAGCGACAAGACGGGGACGCUCACCCAGAACAUCAUGACCUUCAACAAGUGCUCCAUCAACGGGAAGACUUACGGUGACGUGUUCGACUACAUGGGUCAGAGAGUAGAAGUCACAGAGCACACAGAGAGGGUGGACUUCUCCUUCAACCAGCUGGCCGACCCUCGCUUCCUGUUCCACGAUCACGCGCUGGUGGAGGCGGUGAAGCUGGAGAACCCGGAGGUCCACGCCUUCUUCAGACUGCUGGCCCUCUGCCACACCGUCAUGGCGGAGGAGAAGAAAGAGGGCGAGCUCUUCUACCAGGCCCAGUCUCCGGAUGAGGGAGCGUUGGUAACGGCGGCCAGAAACUUUGGGUUUGUCUUCCGCUCACGAACACCAGACAGCGUUACCAUCGUGGAGAUGGGACGGCAGCGCAGCUACGAACUCCUCGCUCUCCUGGAUUUCGACAACGUCCGCAAGAGGAUGUCCGUCAUAGUCAGGAGUCCGGAGGGGAAACUCUCUCUCUACUGUAAAGGUGCAGACACAAUCAUCUACGAGAGGCUGCAUCAGUCCUGCAGCAAGCUGAUGGACGUCACCACCGAACACCUAAACGAGUUUGCAGGUGAGGGCCUGCGGACUCUGGCGCUGGCCUACAAGGAUCUGGAUGAGGAGUACUUCAACCAGUGGAAACAGCGCCACCAUGAGGUCAGCACCUCGCUGGACGACCGGGAGGCCAAACUGGACGAGCUGUACGAGGAGAUAGAGAAGGAUCUGCUGCUGCUCGGAUCAACAGCCAUCGAGGACAAGUUACAAGACGGAGUUCCUCAGACUAUCGAGCAGCUGUCCAAAGCCGACAUCAAAAUCUGGGUUUUAACUGGAGACAAGCAAGAAACUGCAGAGAACAUCGGGUACUCGUGUAACUUACUGCGGGAGGAGAUGAACGAGGUCUUCGUCGUCUCUGGAAACUCACCUGAGGAUGUCAGACAGGAGCUGAGAAAUGCACUGACCUGCAUGAAACCAGGAGAUGAUUCGGGAUUUCUCCCAGAAAGCAUUUUGCGUAAAGGUGUGAAAGUGAUCUCAGACGAGGUGGCAAACGGAGAGUACGGCCUCGUCAUCAACGGACACAGCCUGGCGUACGCCCUGGAGUGCAGCAUGGAGCUGGAGUUCCUGAGGACGGCGUGCAUGUGUAAGGCGGUGAUCUGCUGCAGGGUGACUCCUCUGCAGAAGGCUCAGGUGGUGGAGCUGGUGAAGAAGUACAAGCAGGCGGUCACACUGGCCAUAGGAGACGGAGCCAACGACGUCAGCAUGAUCAAAGCGGCUCACAUAGGAGUGGGCAUCUCAGGUCAGGAGGGCAUGCAGGCCGUUCUGUCCAGCGACUACUCCUUCGCCCAGUUCCGCUUCCUGCAGCGCCUCCUGCUGGUGCACGGCCGCUGGUCCUACCUGCGCAUGUGCAAGUUCCUGCGCUACUUCUUCUACAAGAACUUCACCUUCACCUUCGUCCACUUCUGGUACGCCUUCUUCUGCGGCUUCUCUGCACAGACGGUGUAUGAUGAGUGGUUCAUAACACUCUACAAUCUGGUGUACACAGCACUACCUGUACUGGGAAUGAGUCUGUUUGAUCAGGAUGUGAACGACGUGUGGAGUUUCCAGCAUCCUCAGCUCUACGUUCCCGGUCAACUCAACUUGUACUUCAGUAAGAAGGCCUUCUUCAAGUGUGCCCUCCACAGCUGCUACAGCUCCCUGGUGCUCUUCUUCAUCCCCUACGCCGCCAUGCACGACAGCGUGAGGGACGACGGGAAGGACGUCGCCGACUACCAGUCCUUCGCCCUCCUCACACAGACGUGUCUGCUGUUUGCCGUCACCAUCCAGUUGGGGUUUGAGAUGUCUUACUGGACGGCGGUGAACACUUUCUUUGUGUUGGGCAGUCUGGCCAUGUACUUCGCUGUCACCUUCGCCAUGUACAGUAACGGCAUGUUCCUCAUGAUGCCGUCAGCCUUCCCUUUCAUAGGAACGGGCCGAAACUCUCUGAACCAGCCCAACAUUUGGCUGACGAUCCUCCUCACCUCCAUCCUGUGUGUUCUUCCUGUUGUUACCUACCGCUUCCUGUUCAUUCAGCUCUGCCCCACCAUCAACGACAAGGUGAUGUUCAAGGUGCGACAGGCCAAAGCCAUGCCUCCCCCUCCGCCCCGACGCACCCACAUCCGCCGCACCAGCUCCCGCCGUUCGGGCUACGCCUUCUCCCACGCUCAGGGCUACGGGGACCUGGUGACGUCGGGCCGGUUCCUGCGGCGCCCCGCCCUGCCGCGCUCUUCGGGUUUCACCAACGUGGGUCGAACCACCACGAGCUUCAGCCCCAUGGGACGGUCGGCCGGCUACAGCCCGACGGGACGCCCCCAGAACGCCAAGGCCCCAGAUGUGGAGGCGACGUCGCUGCAGAUGUACAGGACCAUCAGAGAUGCCGCCCUCUGACGGACAGCUGGAUAACUUCAGGAUGGAGGAUUGAAGGAUGGAGGAUUAAUGCAAACUGGACAGAUGUUUGCUGCUGGAAAGGUGUUGAAAGCUCACAUCUGUACAUCUGUUCCCAGAACUUGCUCGGGCUUUCCAGAGAACCUAACGUCAAACUAUGUUCAUGAUCCGUCUCUGAUCUGCUCAGACGAGGUUACAAAAGUUCACCUCUUCCUUUCCAGUGGUUUUAUCAAAGGGAACUACAAGAAAAAGGUGUCGCCACUCCUGAUGGAUCACUUUCCUUCAGAGCAUGAGUGUUCGUGCGAAACAUGCCUUAUGCAGAUGAAAUCUUUCUGACACUAGAAACAGUAAGAGAUUCACUUUCAGGUAGGAACAACCACAGAAGGGAAACAUUUUUAUCUUCAGGAGGAGGACAAAGUGUCUUCAUGUUUACAGGAUACCCAGGCUUCCUUUUCCCCCGUGAGAGUCCAGAUGCACAGCGGGCCUUUGUACGGAGGACACAACACGCUAAGCCAUUUGGUAUAAGAAUAUUUUUAUUUUGCAUUUUAUUUUCCUAUCUGGCAAGCUGUUAGCACUUUGGCAGCGUCACAUGACAGUGGGAGAAUGUUUGAAAAAUCACAAAUGUGCCGUAAACUUUGUGGCCGAGAGGAAAAGAAGUUCAGGAUAAAAAAAAAAGGAAAUUAGAGCAGGAUUCAGCAUUUGUUGGACAUUUUUUUUCUCCUUACAUGUUUGUUUAAUCACCUUCUGUUUCCUGAAAACAUAUCAUGUAAUUUAAAUGAAUUGAAUCGAAAAAAAACUAAUUAUUUCUGUGUAGCAGAUUCCAUUUUCAAUUCACACUCAAAUAGGACCGCCCCUUCUUUCAGCUGAUUUCUUUAGUAGACUAGUUGAUUUUGAUGCUGGGUGAAACUUAAAGAUUUAAAGUGGUGCUUUGGAGAGAUUAUUUAGGGAGUUUUACAAAUCUGUCGAUUGAAUUUACCUAAUCAAUAAUCAAUUCGUUGAGUGAUAGCCCUACACUGAAAACACAGGGACAUUUAAAUCACCGUGUUCAGUACCACUGUGCAAUCAGACAUUCUUUAUACUUUCAUUGUUUAUAAGUUGGAUGUUUUAUAGUGGUUAGAAUUAUUUUUUUUUUACAGAUAUUAAACAAGCUAUUGAUAAGAGAAAUGUUUGGUCUGCCAAGUUGUGGAAAACAUUCUCCGUCAUUUCAGAUAACUCCUCAAUGCAUCGAGAUGGAUUAUUGUGAAUUGAGAAACCUGCAAAGAUUUAUUUAUAACAGCAGACAUGAUGGUUAAUUAACUUACUUAUUUGGUUAAUAGUAAUUAUAAAAAUGGAUUUUUGAACUAAAGUAUGUCAUUCAAUAAUAUUUUCUUAAGUGGACUGCUACUAAUAAUAUUAAACUAUUUAUUAUAAUAAUUUGAAUGAAAUCAGUCGUCUGAAAAGAGAAAGUGGUGGUGGGCCAAAAGAAAAAGGAUAAAUAAAUAAAUAUGCGUGUACAGUAAAAGCUUAUAAAUCCAGUCAAACUGUCCGAUAGAAAAGUCGUCCUAUACAUUGUAGCAAGGUAUGCUGGAGGAGGACAGAUCCCAGCAUGCACUUGCCUGGAGGCGGGGUUUCACUCUCAGCUACAAGCAAUUUAAAAGCCACCAGUCAACCUGACUUGCUUUUGAGUUUUCCCAACCUGGCAACCCAGAAGUUUCUCUCUCUCUUAUGACUUAUUACUGAUCUGGUUAUUUAAAGUCAUUAGUUAUAACGAAUAAACACUGAAUACAGAAUGUCUUGGCAUGAAAUGUGUAGAACGUAUGAAGGUCUGUAUCAUACGUGAAACCAGAUCAUGUUUAGAUCCAGUUUAGAGUAAUCGUAGUAAAAAUACACCAGAAUGUGUCUUAAAUUCACCUUGAGAUUCAGCAAAACAAGUGCACUACGCCCUCUAUACGGGGUCAGGUGUGUCCACGUGUCGUUUAGAAUCCAUUUCAUCGUCUUCAGAGUUUUCUGGUGCGUUCACACCUGCAGUGAUCAGAUCACACAGGACCGUUCACAUCAACCGUUAAUCCUGCAGCAUAAAUCAGAAGGAUUGUAUUCCCCAUAUUAAAAAUCAGACUAUCAGAUACUGCAUUACAUCAUGCAUAGUGAUUAUUUUAAAAUCAUGUUGUUGUUUUUUUACCACAAGCUCGCUACUGUUUGUCAGACAAUCAACUCGGUAGUUAGUCGUAUUUCUUCUGAUAAAAAAGCUUUUUGCUGAAAAUACAAAAUAACUUGAAACCAAAUCACAGAGGCUGCCUUGAUAUUGAAAGAAAAGGAUAUUCCUUUAUUAUGCAACGCAGGAACAACAGUGACAAGAACGUUUGAUGGAAGAUAAGGGAUGUUAAAAAAUAAGUUUUAUGCAACCCAGUCAAACACAAGCAAUGUUUUAUGUCCUAUCAUUGUAAAGUCAGGUUUUAUUUUGAAAAGUCAUGUUCGUUGUUUUACUACUACCUGAAGAUGACAGCUGGUCUACAAUUUAUAACUUGGUGUGGGAAGUUUUAAAGAAUACUACAGGUUGAAUUGGUUUUAGAAUUAUACAAUAGUAAUAUUUGAUAGCCACCCAUAUUUUCCAUGUCUUGUGGUUUCCAUGGAGAUGAACUUGCUGAGUUUUUUCUCUCAUCAGUUUUUUCAUCUAUUAUUGUAAUUCAGAUUGUUUCCCAGACUUGAAUGUACUAGCCCACCAGGUAGCCCUCUAACCCUGGUGGUGAACCAAAGAUUAUUAAAUUAUGAGUGAGCUUCAUGAGAGGAUGUUUGAGAGAUGAACUGAAGGGAAAGAGAGUCUUCCUGGCUGAACUUUUCCCUGGAGGUCAGUGUGGUGACAACUCCGUUAUUAUUAACUGUAAAGUUUUAUAUAUAUAAAAAAACCAUUAACUGCACAUUUGUAAAACUGUUGCUGCAAUAAUUAAAUAUCCACCCAUUUGUUUUUGUUUUUUUUAAAUCAGAUUUUUGUUGUUUUUAUGAAACUUCUGGUUUGUCAUUUCAUUCAGAGCGUCCACCACACGACCCACUAAAGUCUCUUUUCCUGUUUUUCUGUGGUACCUCCCGAAGUAACUUGUAGCCAGAAUGAAAAAUAUAUUUAUCAAUAUAUUAUCAUCAUUAUAUCUCUAUCCUGAAACUGCUUCUUAAAUAUGACCAAAAAUAUCUAUUUUUUAAGUUCCGCUCUUCCUGAUAACCGUUUUGUAUCGUUUUGUACUGAAAGUUUUUACUGCAAUAAAAAAAGAUCUAAAAGAUCAA
Messenger RNA from Anoplopoma fimbria (sablefish), 7027 nucleotides. RefSeq names its product probable phospholipid-transporting ATPase IM. Gene Ontology annotation, cellular component: plasma membrane. Gene Ontology annotation, biological process: Golgi organization; phospholipid translocation. Gene Ontology annotation, molecular function: magnesium ion binding; ATP binding; ATPase-coupled intramembrane lipid carrier activity. The record is from RefSeq and is a predicted model, not a curated record. The transcript is spliced from 28 exons. Lineage: Eukaryota; Metazoa; Chordata; Actinopteri; Perciformes; Anoplopomatidae. Bases 152 to 3778 code for a protein of 1208 amino acids.